AAGCACACGCUCUUCAUGCCGUCAUUAGCUAUUAAAAAAAAAAGAACAAGCGAUAAUAAAACUACGAUCCACCGUCGCAGAGGGGAAGAAGAAUUCAAUAGAAGCUGCCAACCGAUUAACGAACCCUCCGGAACGGGAAAAUCGUACAUCGAGAGAGAUAAAGACAACCCUCUUCGUAAUCCCGAAUUUCCCACUUCUCCUCCCGCUCGGAGAUCGAAUCAAGAAGUGCCCACUUCGAAAAGCUUCCGCCUUUGUGCUCAAGUCGCACCCUUUUUCCCGUUUUCAAUGAUGGGUCAUUGAUCAUCGAUUUGGGUUUCAUCGACUCCGCCUAAGCAUUUCAAGUUUAUUCAUGGCAGAGCUCAAAGAACGCCUCCUCCCGCCAAGACCUGCGUCAGCUGUUAGCCUUAAAGAAGCAUCUCAUCGUUCAUUUGUGUUUGGGCGUCAGCCUUUCCAAGGCAUGGAUGUUAUAGGUCUUAAGAAACGUGGUCAAGGUCUUCGGUCAUGGAUUCGUGUUGAUACCUCUGGGAAUUCUGAGAUCAUUGAGGUUGACAAGUUCACAGUGAUGCGCCGUUGUGACCUUCCAGCCCGUGAUUUGCGCCUGCUUGAUCCAUUGUUUGUUUAUCCCUCUACAAUUCUUGGGAGAGAGAAGGCUAUAGUUGUUAACUUAGAGCAGAUUCGAUGUAUUAUCACGGCAGAUGAGGUGUUGCUUUUGAACUCCCUCGAUAGUUAUGUGUUGCAGUAUGUGGUGGAGCUACAACGCCGGCUGACAACAGCUGGGGCAAGUGAGGUUUGGCAACCAGAAGGUGCAGAUUUGAGCAGAAGGAGAGGAAGUAGAAACUUUGAUGAUUUGUUUGGCAACACCUCCCCAGAUUAUUUGCCUUUCGAGUUUCGGGCCCUUGAAGUUGCUUUAGAAACUGCUUGUACUUUUCUUGAUUCUCAGGCAGCAGAACUCGAAAUCGAAGCUUAUCCAUUGCUGGAUGAGCUAACUUCGAAGAUUAGUACAUUAAAUUUAGAGCGUGUUCGACGUUUGAAAAGCAGACUUGUGGCAUUGACCAGGAGAGUUCAGAAGGUUAGGGAUGAGAUAGAACAGUUAAUGGACGAUGACGGAGACAUGGCUGAGAUGUAUCUCACUGAGAAGAAACGAAGAGUGGAGUCAUUGUACUAUAUUGAUCAGUCUUCGAUCGGCUACAGGUCCAAUGAUGUUGCACAAUGCCUUUCUGCUCCUGUUUCUCCCAUUUCCUCACCUCGUGAUGGCCGAAAGCUUGAGAAGAGCCUAAGUAUAGCGAGGAGCCGGCAUGAGAGCAUGAGGAGUUCAGAAAGCUCUACAGAUAGAAUAGAAGAGCUGGAGAUGCUGUUGGAAGCUUAUUUUGUUGUCAUCGAUAGCACUUUGAAUAAGUUGACUUCGCUGAAGGAGUACAUUGAUGACACAGAAGAUUUCAUUAACAUUCAGCUGGACAAUGUCCGAAAUCAGCUGAUACAAUUCGAGCUGCUGCUGACUACUGCGACUUUCGUUGUUGCUAUCUUCGGCGUGGUGGCGGGGAUUUUCGGGAUGAACUUUGACGUCUCAGUCUUUGACAAUGCUGAUGCAUUUCAGUGGGUCCUCAUUAUAACAGGAGUAUGCGGUUUAGUCAUUUUCAGUGCAUUUGUGUGUUUCUACAGGUACAAACGACUCAUGCCUCUAUAAUGUGUCGGGAAUCUCUAGAUCUUUGGCGGAUUGAAUUCGUCAUUGAUAUUCUUUGGUAUGGCUGCGCAUUCCAGCCCUGUAGAUGACAUGGAGGAAGAAGAAAAACGUGGAAAAACACGAGUUCUUAUUGUCAGUUCUUUCAAUGUGAGCUCAUACCGAAACUGCAUAAACAAAA
Syzygium oleosum is the source of this 1859-nucleotide messenger RNA. Its product is annotated as magnesium transporter MRS2-1-like. The coding region runs from base 350 to 1684 and encodes 444 amino acids. The transcript has 6 exons. Gene Ontology annotation, molecular function: magnesium ion transmembrane transporter activity. Lineage: Eukaryota; Viridiplantae; Streptophyta; Magnoliopsida; Myrtales; Myrtaceae. Gene Ontology annotation, biological process: magnesium ion transport. The record is from RefSeq and is a predicted model, not a curated record.